AUGGCUCCUGACUGGCAAGACGAGUGCCAUGCCACUCAGAACCAGCCUUCACUGGAUCCUGUAGGCGUUCAUUAUGAUCGGGCUCUGCAAAGUACCUCUGGGAAUAUCCAGUCCUAUUCAGACCAUAUGGCUCAUGGGAAUAUCGCUGGCCGUGAGGAGCAAUUCCAGCAUCUUGGCUUCAAGUAUUCCCAUGCCCCUCAGCCUCAAACCUUGUCGAGUUCUACCUCGCACCAAAGCCAACUAGCAGCCCGCAUUCAGGCACGCAGAAUUCGUCGGCUUCAUUCUGUUGGACCCAACUCUCAAUCUCGACGUGCACGAAGCAACUACCUCAAAUCUCAGAAGUACUUGGAUUAUCGGUCUCGCCCUCGACGUGAUACUGGGAAGGAUGGGGAGGCAGUUUGGUCUGAUGAGCUGGAAGAUGCUUUCCAGCAAGCCCUUGAAGCAAACCCUCCUAUGGGUCGGAGAAAGUGGUCCGAACGGGGCAAGUCGUAUGGUCGCAACGAGCUGAUUGCCGAGUACAUCUUCAAGUUGACUGGCAAGCGGAGAACUCGCAAACAGGUCUCAAGCCAUUUGCAGGUCCUUGACUCUUUCCUCAAGGGAGAUCCCGAUUGGGAACGCCUUGUCCGAGAGACAUCACCAGAACGAUCAUCCAGCGUUCAUAGCUCAGCACCUGCUCCUAAAUGGAGAACAUCAAUGGAUCAACCUUCCUCGUCCAUGCACUACAGCAGCCAUAUUCACCCCACCUAUCAUGACCACAUGAGAUCCAUGCAACCCUACGCUGGAGAUCUUCCACCUCCACCCUAUACUCUUAGCUCCAACAUGCCGGAGGCUGCUGCUAGAACCGUUCACGGCCUCAACUUCGACAUGUGGGUCAGCGCUCCUCAGCAGGCGAACCAUGUCGAGAAGGCGCUGCAUGCAUACACUCGUCUCCAAGGUGAUCUACACCAUCCUGCUGCACCACCCAUGCCCCUCGAGCAUGUAACGGGAUGGGAAUCAUCCUUCCCCAAACUGGCCUCCAUGGUGGAUGACAUCCAUAAUCCUAUCGACUGUGACAUAAUCCUGUUGGAAGUCAACCUUGACCUGAUGACCGAUUUCCCCCCCUCAAGAUCACAAUUGGGAAUCCAACUCGACCUUGACUUCGGUCACCCUACUGCCGGUGAUGUCUUGGGAGUCAGACAGAUGGACAACUGGGCCUGCAGCACCCAUAUCUAUCAAGACGGCCAGGAGAUGAUUGAGUCCUACAACGAGCUUCCCCCACCCACUCGACCAAGGUUGUUCAUUAAGGCGACUCAAGAUAAGCGUAUCGCCGAGGAUUCGGGACGGCCCCAAGAUAUCCAAGACACCGAUGACCGUACUCGCCAGAUGUUCCGCUCCUUGUCCGCCGAACAGGUGCUCCGUGCCACUCCAAGCUCUCGCCGGCUUUCAUCCCACUAUCAAAGCCACCACGGAGAUGAGAGCAAGCGUAUGGCUGUUCUGGUUUGGAAGUUCCGUCAGACUCGCCCCGGCGAAGUUGGCACAACUACUUGGAAACGCCUAAUCCCGGCGCCGGAUCGGACUACAACCAAUAGUCCUCGGGCUCCUGCCAACGUUGAUCUUCCUCCCCUCUCGCUUGAUUCCAUUCUUCUCAGCAAACCAUCUCACCAGGGUGUGUAUCAGGCCCCUCAGCCGCAUGACCUCCUUCACCACCAGAGCCAGCCUCAAUCGCAAUGGCCCAUAUAUCCCUCCUCCCACGAUAAUGUGGCCCACCUCUUCAAUCCGUCCAACCACCUCGACUUCAUGACAUCCAUCACCAAAGGCGAAGACGGACUCAAUGACAAAAUCGCUGUCACCUCCGUGCUGGACUCAUUCUCCAGCAGCCUCGCACCUGAGUCCAUUCCAUCCACCAGUCUUCACGGCUCCAGCAGUGCACCAGUCAUGCUGAACGUGCAUGAUCUGCCCCUCUCCCACCCAAGCAUGGGCUACUCGAUGGGCCACGAUAACUCGCACUACGUGGCAUCUCAACCACACAGUUUGAACAUGCACGACCAUAACGUCCUCAACGGGUUCUUCGGCUCCAGUGCGCAGCCUCUUGAUGACCUCAGCCCCGGUCACCACCCAUGGGGUGCGCACCCCACCUCCAUUCCUGGAGAUGUCGGUGCCGGCAGCUACCACCUCCCCUACCAGCAGGGCCCUGUUUCGCGUGAAUCGCAGCAAACACAUCACUUCGAUGGCGUUCUGCCAUCAGAGGACCUCAUGGAUAAGAUCGUCGGGCGCAUGUCCAGUGGCCCCAGUAUGCAUGGGACGGGUCCCGAUGCCAACGGACGCUACGAUAACGCCUCGAGGGACGCAGUAUAA
Molecule: messenger RNA, 2334 nt
Organism: Penicillium paradoxum
Lineage: Eukaryota; Fungi; Ascomycota; Eurotiomycetes; Eurotiales; Aspergillaceae
Gene: abaA
Product: transcription factor AbaA
Exons: 4
Coding region: 1-2334 (777 amino acids)
Biological process (GO): regulation of transcription by RNA polymerase II
Cellular component (GO): transcription regulator complex
Molecular function (GO): RNA polymerase II cis-regulatory region sequence-specific DNA binding; DNA-binding transcription factor activity, RNA polymerase II-specific
Source: RefSeq, a predicted model, not a curated record